UCUACCGUCAGAAGCACUCCCAUCACUUUUAUUGAUCUCGAUCGCAGUACUCCUUGACACGCUAAUUUCUUGGAAUUCCUUCGAACCGUAACCCUAAAAUCUUCUUCGAUAUCGAAUUCCUCUCCUCUACUCUCCCAAUCAAUCCGGAUCUUGGGAAGCCGCCGCCGCCGCCGUCGCCGCUGUUGAUGGCGAAGGAAUUCAGCGUUCCCCCGGUGGUCUUCCCCUCCUCAGCCGGCAACCCCAAUGUUCCCCACCAGCGCCGCGCCCCGUCGGCGCCGCCAUUCCAGCCCUCCCGCCCGACCUCUGCCUCCUUCGUCGGCGGCCCCUCCAACCCUAGUCUCCCCUUCAUGUCCUUCGACAUCGGCUCCGCCCCCUCCUCAUCCUUCUCCGCCCCCGUCUUCGCCUCUGCCGCCGGCGGGCCCCUCUCCACCGGCGCUGCCUCCUUCGACGACGAGCCUCCUCUCCUCGAGGAGCUCGGCAUCAACACCCGUCAGAUCUGGCGCAAGACCGCCUCCAUACUUAACCCCUUCCGUGUUAACCCCGACCUCUAUGAGGACGCCGACCUUUCUGGGCCCUUCCUCUUCCUCAUGGCCUUCGGCCUCUUCCAGCUUCUCGCCGGCAAGUUCCACUUCGGCAUCAUCCUCGGCUGGGUCACCGUCGCCGCCCUCUUUCUUUACGUCGUCUUCAACAUGCUUGCCGGCCGCAACGGCAACCUCGAUCUCUACCGCUGUCUCAGCCUUGUCGGCUACUGCAUGCUUCCCAUGGUCAUCUUCUCCGCGGUCUCCCUCUUCGUGCCUCAUGGCGGCCUCGUGAUCUUUGCCAUGGGGGCCGUAUUCGUGCUCUGGUCCACCAGGGUCUGCACGAGGCUUCUGGUCGAGCUGGCCUUAUGCGGGGACGAGCAUCGCGGCCUCAUGGCCUAUGCCUGCUGGCUCGUCUACAUGCUCUUCUCCCUGCUUGUAAUAUUCUGAUUAUUGCCGAAGGGUUCUACUCACAACUCAAGGGGCCUGGAUUCAUUGUUUGGUUGCUAGACACUCUUAAUGCUAUUAUCUUGCUUUGAUGGUGGAGAUUCAGAGCGAUGGUUUUUGAGGAUAUUAAAUACUCAUAUCGGUUUUGUUUCUUAGACUGGAAAAAGGUUUAUGAAUAAUUCUUUCACAUGUUGAAGCAGUCAAAUAGUGCACGGAUCGCAGAGGAGUCAUGGGACAAUAAUUUAUUAAGGGUUUGUGGAAACUCAAAGUACUUCAUUCCCAACAAGUCUACAGUUUCUGUUUUUGCAAAAACAUUAACACAGUUCUGAAAGAUCACUAAACCCUACUUCGAGAACUUAACAUAUCACACAAUGGUAUUUGUAGGAGAACUCUUUUGCAGUUGCUUCUUGGAUGUCCUAAAAGGUGAAUUACGUGUCCUAUCUACUUGUCUAUAUGGCUUGUUUAUGACUAUGAUCCUCACAAUUGGCUUGCCAUGAUCAUACUAAGAACACUAGGUGUCUCCGUGCUAAGAAAUGAGGGGCAGCUCUGGGCUCUGGCUGUUAUGAAGCAAAGGCAAACAAAUAUAUAUCAUUUUGCUACAGUUAUGGUGAAAAGUUUGUGGCAUGAAUCCACGCAAAAUGGAACGCUUGAAUAAGAAGAUUAGAAACCAUGAGAAUGGAGUAUACUGGGAUAAUGAGAAAAACAACUUGAGGAGCUAUCAGUUGACGUUUCUGCAUAUACUAUAUUUGUACCUCUGUAUUCCUUAGCUGAUGCAUAUGAGCGGAUUGCCUGGUUGUGGAUCAUCACUUUUCUCACUGACUUCAAAUAUGUUAAAGCAUGUAGGUGUGAGCUUUGGUAUGGAGAUUUAAGACAAAAUAUAGGAAGAAAAACCCUUUGGCAUGGUGGUUGCAGAUAGCAAGAUGUGACUCACAGCAUGUAAAUGUUCUAACUUCCUCUCUUUUUUUUUUAGUUGCAAGGCGACUGAAGACUGACUUCUGUCUGCUUCUCUAAGAUGUGGGGUUGUGAGUUUAUUUUGUCCACUCUUGUAGGUUGUUUCUGUAGUUCAUUUUUGAAGAAGAAUCCCAUGCCUUGAAGGGGCUAGGGUUCCUCCAUCUCAGAUUAUCUGUAGACACUUAAUUCAAAAUACGAUAUUAAUCUUAGGUCAGUCCAUUUUUUUUCUCUUUUGCUUUUUAUUCUGUGGAGAUUAUCAUGAGUCACAGAAUUUAAAUUUUGUUGAAAAAUCUUUGAUUUUUGAUUUUUUAUUAUUAGUGGUUUUUAUUGCCUAAUCAUACUCAUAGCUAGUAUGACCUGCGACCAUAUGUCGGAGCAACUCAAACAAUCUCCCGCCAAUUCACAUCAAACAAGGUGAUCUUUGGAGUAAGCUUCUUAGAUGCAAUGAUGGAAACAAUAUCGUUGGAACAGGAAAUUAUGAUCACAAAUUCUUGUCUGGAAAUGUGAUGGAUCAUGAAGGAUGAAUUUAGCACUGAAGUAGGUUUUUAGUUGCUUCACUUAAUGAUUAAUAUAGGGUAAGUUAAUUUUGAAAGUUGGAUCUUAAUUUAGUGUACAAUCAAAUUAAGGUCAAAAUAUUUCAUGUGCAUGAGAAACACAAUGAGUUCUUUGUCUUGCCAUGUUAUUGAACGGCACUGAAAAUUAACUCUUCGAAGUCUUAUGAGUUCCAUCUUCAGGCUCUAUUAGUGUCAUUUUUCCUAGUUAUUUUGGAUGGUCAAUUUAUGUGUACUUCAACUUGAGUAAAGGUCCUAUGCAACUAAUUUAAAAUCUCAAUUAGAUAUUACCAUAGGAAUCUAGGCUUUUUAUAAUUUAAGGCCUUAUUUUCGCAAGCCUGACUCGGGGUGCUAGUUUGAGACUUACUGAACAUGUCAUAAUCAAGUAAUUCACUAUAAGUCCUUUUACAUUGUUGGCUGGCUGCAAAAUUAAAUUACUUUGACAAGCUUACCUUACAUGAUAGGCCUUACUGCUUGCCUAAUGUGGCAAUUUGUGAUAGUCGACACCUUACCCUGAUUUCACUGAGGCUUAUACUGCUCCUAGGUCUGCUGUCAGUUAUUUCUCCAGCUGGCUUGGUUCAUGGUUUCAUCGAUUAUUGUUUGUGAUAUAUAUCAUCAUGAUAUCCAAUACUGAUCAUGAAUGAUAUAAACUGAAUGGGUAAUCCAGUUUAUUAGCUUAUGGUAAAAAUUGAGAUCAGAUUUCAUGAACUCACCACCGGAUCGUGGAUUCCGCAUUGUUUAUGCUCUUCUCUUGUGCUAUUAGUUGUGUAGACUGAAGAUUGGUGUGAUGAUUGUCUAAUUUUUAUCAUAUCAUUGGGAACACCAUUGGGCAUUAGAUCACCAUUUCCUUCUGAAUUUUUAAUUUGCAUGUAUCCUUAGUUUGAUUGAUUGUGUAAAUAAAAAAAAAAAUCUCAUUCUCAAGCAGUUUCAUAUUUCUUUUAGAUCCUUCCCUCUGCGUAUUUAUCAUGUCCAGUCUCUUUUUGUUGUAUCAGGACUUAGAUAACAGUCCUAAUUGCUGGGAGUUGACUCUUGAUCUUGCCACAGCGUUGUUCUCUUGUAUGAAUGGCUGAUGCAGAAUUCAUGUAUUUAGAUAUUGUGUGCAUCUUGUUCCAUAUACAAAUUUAUACUGUACGUAUAUUAAAUUGGGCGACGAUCUCCAAGUGUAGUUAUAUCAGGAUUUGGAUCUCAAAAUUCUUAAUGCACUAAAAGCUUGUUUGAUCUGGAUUUGUAUCCUUGUAGAUUUGUGCCCUGUUGCAUCGAUAUCUGAUAGCCUUUGCAUCGCUUGUUUGAGCCAGAUAUAGCUAAAGUAAUUAAUUAUAAUCCAUUACUCAAAGAGGUCCUAGGUUCGGAAUGGGAAAUACUUGAUUUUAUCUUGAUAUUCCCAUUACUGUUACCUCAGGAUUAAAGCAACAAUGAGUUUAAUAAUUCAUAAGGCCAGGGCUUCACUAAAUUUGUAUUGGCUAAUUAUUAGCUUGCAAUAAUUGGUUGCUUAUGAUGAGCUUCAUGGUUCACCCAGUUAUGAAAACAAUGUUUUUUGACCUUGACCUUGAGGCUAGUGAUUUGAUUUCAGCUUUUCGGAUUGUCAUCUUGAAUUAUUUCAUAUCUCAUUGUGGUUAAUAUGCGAGCCUACAUAAUCUUUUACACUUGAUGCUUAGAAAAGGUUAGAUGGAGUAGUGGGGUGGAAAUUAUAUUGCAAAAUUUGUAGGGGAAAAUUUAGCUCUAUAAUAAAUGAAUGAAAAGCAGUUUAUAGCUAUUUUCCUGUCAGUAGUUUUCAGAAUUCAAGAUGGUUUUGCAGUCAUUGCAUCAUCCUAGAUUAGAUUUAAAAAAUAAAUAUUCAUUAUUGUAGAUAUAUUCAAAAAUUCUCUGUAAAAUGGUGAUCUGAAGCUAGAGCACAUUAAUAGUUAGGAACUUUUGGGCCCUUUGUGGAAUGAAUUGUUGAUAUACAUUUCAAAUUUAGCUUUAUAGAUACAGGUAUUAGUCAUUGUCAACUCGAGAUGUUACAUGAUAGCCUUUGAGUUUUGCAUGAUUACUGACUUCUGGAUCUUGGAAGCUUUGGUUUCUUUAUUUCUGAAACUGUUGAUGUUUAGCCAUCUGCAGGCUCAUUAAUUUUUGUGAACUUGUGUCAUAUUGCUUGAUGUUCUGCCAUCGUUGUUCUAACUGUAGACAUGGCUAUUCCAGCAACCACUUUAUAUUACAAAACUGAAUGUUCUGUAUACCAUUGUCG
Molecule: messenger RNA, 4691 nt
Organism: Elaeis guineensis (African oil palm)
Lineage: Eukaryota; Viridiplantae; Streptophyta; Magnoliopsida; Arecales; Arecaceae
Source: RefSeq, a predicted model, not a curated record